Messenger RNA from Torulaspora delbrueckii, 906 nucleotides. RefSeq names its product mitochondrial 2-oxodicarboxylate carrier (gene ODC2). Bases 1 to 906 code for a protein of 301 amino acids. The record is from RefSeq and is a predicted model, not a curated record. NCBI's taxonomy places the organism in Eukaryota, Fungi, Ascomycota, Saccharomycetes, Saccharomycetales, Saccharomycetaceae. Gene Ontology annotation, biological process: transmembrane transport. The transcript has a single exon.
AUGUCUGAACCGCAACCAUUACCAUUUUUCUACCAGUUCGUGGCCGGAGCCGUUGCCGGUAUCUCGGAGAUUCUGGUUAUGUACCCAUUGGAUGUGGUGAAGACCAGAAUGCAAUUGCAAGUCGGUGGAGCAGCUACUGGAGCAGCUGCCCAGGAACACUACACUGGUGUGGUGGACUGUAUUCGUAAAAUCGUCGCUAAAGAAGGUGCUUCGCGUCUUUACAAAGGUAUUUCUUCUCCAGUGUUGAUGGAAGCUCCAAAGAGAGCUACUAAGUUUGCCUGUAACGAUGAAUUUCAAAAAAUUUACAAGCGUGAGUUUGGUGUAGCUCAAUUGACACAACCUUUGUCAGUGCUGAGUGGUGCAUCCGCUGGUAUCUGUGAGGCUUUUGUCGUUGUGCCAUUUGAGCUGGUCAAGAUUAGAUUGCAAGACUCUAGAUCGAAUUACAAGGGACCCGUGGAUGUUGUGAAACAGAUUAUCGCCAAAGAAGGUGUGUUGGCAAUGUACAAUGGUUUAGAAUCCACCAUGUGGAGACAUGCAGUGUGGAAUUCCGGAUAUUUCGGUAUUAUCUUCCAAGCUAGAGGUUUGUUACCAAAGCCUGAGAACAAGAUGCAAAAGACCAGAAACGAUCUGAUCGCUGGUACUAUCGGUGGUACUGUUGGUUCUUUGCUAAGCACUCCAUUCGAUGUGGUUAAAUCCAGAAUUCAAAACACCGCAGUCAUUGCCGGUGUGGUCAGAAAAUACAAUUGGUCCUGGCCAUCGCUCUUCAUCGUAUACCGUGAAGAAGGUUUCAAAGCGCUUUACAAAGGUUUCGUGCCCAAAGUUUUGAGACUGGGACCAGGUGGUGGUAUCCUACUGGUUGUUUUCACCGAAGUUACCGACUUCUUCAGAAAGAUGAAAAACAUAUAG